Trichoderma harzianum CBS 226.95 is the source of this 962-nucleotide messenger RNA. RefSeq lists its product as hypothetical. The coding region runs from base 24 to 962 and encodes 312 amino acids. The record is from RefSeq and is a predicted model, not a curated record. The transcript is spliced from 2 exons. Lineage: Eukaryota; Fungi; Ascomycota; Sordariomycetes; Hypocreales; Hypocreaceae. Gene Ontology annotation, biological process: double-strand break repair. Gene Ontology annotation, cellular component: PML body; cytoplasm. Gene Ontology annotation, molecular function: 5'-tyrosyl-DNA phosphodiesterase activity; single-stranded DNA binding.
UCUAACAGGCCAAGAAUUUCACGAUGGUGAUACCGCGAAUAUCGCGCAUCCUUAGCACUUUCAGCCCCUACGCUCGACGUUGGGUACCCACUCCUCCAGGUCUUCCAACAGUCAAUCAGAAUCUCACAAGCCUCUGCUUAUCGACUUGGAAUAUCGACGCCUUCUCGCCGCGGCCAGUCGCUCGUGCGUCUGCCAUUAUAGGUCGUCUUUUGACAGACCCCUCAGCUACAGGCGACAUUAUAUUUCUGCAAGAGGUUAGUCGGGAGGUCCGUGACUACCUGUUAUACGAUGAUCGCAUACGGGCCGGGUUUUUCAUUACCGAUACCGAAGACGAGAUUGCCUUUAACGCCGUACCAUUUGCGACUAUAACAUUAGUGUCUAAAGCCUGCUUUACAUCUUUUACUCCCAAGAAUGAUAUAAUAGUUACUUCCAUGGAUGCGCUUUGUACAGACGUUAUCCUACCACGGCCUAAAUCAAUUUUACCUACACAACAACGCUGGCAACACCUACGACUUAUCAACGUACAUCUUGACUCUUUAGCGUCGACGUUGCAUUAUCGAAAAGAGCAGAUGCGGAUUGUGGGGAAUAUACUGUGCCCGACUGAUGAUCAGAAGGAGAAUGGGCAGCGAAGUUUAGGGCUUAUUGCCGGAGAUUUUAAUGCUAUUAGCCAAGAUGAUCAGGAGCUUGUGGCAAGGAACGGCUUAGUAGAUGCAUGGGUUCGGUUGUAUGGUAAUAAUACAGCCAAGUCUGGUGGGUGGACUUGGGGGUAUGAGAAGCGGCAAAACAACUUGAUGCCAAGGAGGCUGGACAGAGUUGCAAUGACAGAGGGCCUAGAGCCUAUAGACAUGUAUACAACCUAUCCUGGAGUUAUAGCAAUUCCUAAGCCAGGAAAGGAGAGAGAUAGCGAGGUUCGGUGGAGUGACCACGCAGGACUGAACUGCUCCUUUCGGAUAAGUUGCUAG